AUGUCAGGGUCACUGAGUGAUCGUGUUCUGGAUGUUCUUGCUGGGGCCAACGGACAAAUGUCUGCCCUGGAGUUGUCCCACAGUGUCGGACUGAAAACCAGGAAAGACAUUAACCCAACGCUUUAUGACCUUCAGAAGAAGGGUAGGAUCCGCAGAGUUGGUGAUAUUCCCGCCAUGUGGUCACUAAGUCAAAGUUCAGCCUCAGGUUCAGCCUCAGGCCAGUCCAGUGAACAAAAGAUGGUUCGAUCUAGCCCAGGUGCAUCACCAGCUGGCGGAGUUGAGGGGCAAAUUUUGGCAUUUCUGUCAGGAAAGGGAAAGUCUUGCACAUCUCUGGAGAUUGCUAAAGCAAUUGGCUACAGUACACGUAAAGAAGUCAAUCCAUACCUGUACGCUAUGGCGAAGGACAGUCUCAUAGUACGCGAUGACAGCAAGGGAGCUCCCCAGUGGACCCUUCUGUGUUCCAGGCAGCAACAUCAAAAUACAGUUCAAGAGUCCCAGACAUCAUUUCCAAUGCAGCAUACAUCUUCAGAUCUUUCCCACAUCCCUGUAGAGAAUGUUCCACAGAGGCUUCUUGUCGUACUUGGUAGUAAACCUGGUGUGUCCUACACGGCAUUAGAGCUUUUGAAAUUGACUGGGUGUGACGUCGGGCGUCAGGCUAUUACGACACAUCUGGAACAGCUCAAAGAAGACGGUAAGGUGGAAGGGUCAUCAACUUUCCCUGUACAGUGGAGUAUUGUGGGAAGAGGGGCAGUUUCUGGUAGCAGUGACAAUACUGAGGUGCCAAUGGAAACAGACACACACAGUUUUGAGAGUCGGGUUUUAGCUGUCUUGGGAGCCAAGCCGGGAGCAGGCCUAACUGCAUUGGAGGUAGCUAGGGAAAUUGGGAUCAACACUACAAGAUCGCAGGUCAACUCUCAACUGGAAAACCUCAAAAGACAGGGUAAAGUGAGGUGUCUUGGUACAACACCAGAGCAGUGGGUUUUAGCAUCUCUAGAGGUACCACCAAGUAGUAAUUCUGCCACUUAUGUUAGCGAUCUCACCAGAAACCCAGUCAGUGCACUGAAUGAGUAUUGCCAAAGCAACCAAGUAGCACUCACAUUUCCACUUAUUGCAGAACAUGGUCCAUCUCACAGAAAAACAUUUGUGGUUGCUGCAACUUUUGGAAACAACCAAUUUAAAGCAGAGUCAUCAAACUUGAAGGAUGCAAAAAGAAAAGCUGCUGACUUAGCUCUGCAAUCUAUUAGGGCUAGUAUUCGUACAGUUCAAACACCACCUGCACCAUUACUACCGGGGCAAGUAGCCACAUCACAAUCACUCGAACUUGAUCGCAUUCAUGCCAUGAGCCACUCUAUGUUGUUGCAACUGCAGCAGAGUAUUCAAACUCCACAACCAGGGAGAAAAGUGUUGGCAGCUUUCAUUAUGGAAGACACAAAUACUAAUGAUAUGAAGGUUGUCUCUAUGGGAAGUGGUACUCGGUGUGUGGCUGGUGACAAGACAAGCCCUAAAGGGCUGGUAGUAAACGAUUCGCACGCCGAGGUUGUUGCAAGAAGAUCAUUGAUGCGCUUUCUAUACAAGGAGCUGCUUGCAAAACUAACCAACACAAGCACAGUGUUUGUUGCAAGUGACACAGUUGGACUUGUAAAGGUCCGUGAAGCACUGAAGUUCCAUCUCUACAUCAGCACUGCACCAUGUGGAGACGGUGGACUCUUUUCUAGAGAAGAUGACCAAAACCGCGUCCCGCCUGCAGACAAUACUCAUAUGCCUACGAUUGAAAACAAGAAGCAGGGCAUUUUGCGAACAAAAAUUGAAGAUGGUGAGGGAACAGUUCCAGUGGGCGAAAAUUGCCAGCAAACUUGGGAUGGGAUUUUACAUGGAGAACGCAUGCGUACCAUGUCUUGCAGUGACAAGGUUUUGAGAUGGAAUGUGCUUGGUCUUCAAGGUGCCUUGCUGAGUCAGUUCAUGGAGCCCCUGUACAUGAGCUCUCUGACACUGGGCUCCCUCCACCACCAUGGGCAUCUGUCUAGAGCAGUCUGCUGUAGAGCCAAGGACAUUGAAUCCAGCCUACCAGCCACCUUUACUCUCAGGCAUCCAAAACUAGGAAGAGCACAAGGGGGAGAUGAACUGAAGCGCCACACUGAAAAGACCAGCUCCUUGAGUCUAAACUGGGCAUUUGGUGAUGAGAAAGCAGAACUGACAAACGGAGUGACGGGAAGACUGGAACCAGGCCCUGGCGUACCAAGAAUUAGUAAAGCCUCUUUGUUCUCGUCAUUUGCAUCCCAUUGCGUGAAGGCAAAUGGGACUGGUCCAAAAGCAACCUACAGCGAUGUAAAGAAAGCUUCUCUUGCCUACCAACAAGCAAAAAUUGCUCUGUUCAAACUCUUUCGUACAAAAGGGUAUGGAAUGUGGGUGAAGAAACCAGAAGAGCUGGAGCAUUUCACAAUGGCAGAGAUUGAAUCAAAACUGCCAGUGGAUAUUGCAUGCUGAGAAAAAAUUGUGAUUGUUGUUCAUGACUGUUGUAAAGAAACUUGUAUUAUACAUUAUAUUUUUGUUAUGAAUAUUAUUUUUGUUCACAUAGCUGUGAAACUGUGAUCAACCUGUGGGAAGCUCUUGUAAAAUUCCUAGAAAAGAAUACAAAAAAUUUGAUUUUCCGCAAUAAUUAGCUAGCCUACUUCAAAGAGCUUAAUGGACUGG
This is a messenger RNA of Geodia barretti, 2691 nucleotides long. The record is from the annotation of a GenBank genome assembly. NCBI's taxonomy places the organism in Eukaryota, Metazoa, Porifera, Demospongiae, Tetractinellida, Geodiidae.